UCAAUUAAUCAAAUAAAAAAAUUAUGAAGUAUAUAAUUUUUUCAUGUCUUCAUAUAAAUUAUUGAAAUUCCAGCUCUCUCCAUCUUUAUCACCAUUUUUUUAAACUCACCGCUGGUUUUACAGAUUUUCCAUAAUACACUCAUUCAAUCUCCCCCAAAAUAGGCAAUACAUGUUUAUGCUUCCAUAAAUUCAUUAUUCUUCUCUGUUCUCCGAGAAAAUUGAGAAGGAACGGUUUUUGAAAUCUGUGUGAGCUUAAGAUAUUGUUUUGGGGUUGACGUCAUCAAGUAUACGACUCCUCACAAUUCAGGCUCCGACAUUUCAGCUUCAGUCUGCAGAAUCAGGAAAUGGUUAACAGGUAUGGAGUGUUUUGAUGCGCGGAGAAUAUCAUGUUGCAGUGCUUAGACGGAUUGAAGCAUUUAUUUGCUUCUGUAUUGCACUGUUGUGAUAUUGAUUUGUGCAAGCAAUCCAGCGGUCUCGAGGAUCCUGAACUUCUUGCAAGAGAGACAGUUUUUAGUGUAAGUGAAAUAGAAGCACUCUAUGAACUCUUCAAGAAGAUAAGCAGUGCAGUGAUAGAUGACGGGCUGAUUAACAAGGAGGAGUUUCAAUUGGCGUUAUUCAAGACAAACAAAAAGGAGAGCUUGUUUGCAGAUCGGGUGUUUGACUUGUUUGAUACAAAGCAUAAUGGAAUUCUAGGUUUCGAAGAGUUUGCUCGUGCUCUUUCUGUCUUCCAUCCAAACGCUCCUAUUGACGAUAAGAUUGACUUCUCUUUCCAACUAUAUGAUCUCAAGCAGCAAGGUUUCAUUGAGAGGCAGGAGGUUAAGCAAAUGGUAGUGGCUACGCUUGCUGAAUCUGGCAUGAACCUUUCAGAUGAUGUUAUAGAAAGUAUAAUUGACAAGACUUUUGAGGAAGCUGAUACAAAACAUGAUGGGAGGAUUGACAAGGAAGAGUGGCGAAGCCUUGUUUUGCGACAUCCCUCCCUUCUGAAAAAUAUGACCCUGCAAUACCUUAAAGAUAUCACGACGACAUUCCCAAGCUUUGUUUUCCACUCGCAAGUUGAUGAUACCUGAAAUCAACAAAUGGAUGAAAGCUUUCAUAUGGCCUACUUCAUUCUAGGCAAUGGUGGCAGAUACAAAUAUAAAUGGGCGGCCAAAGAGUGAGUCUCUGUGAUGUUAUGGUUUAUUGGUUAAAAUUAUUUUUCUUGUGUGCGUCAAUAUUCAACCGUUGAACAUUCUUCUUCUUGUUCUUAGUGUUCUUUUGUUUAUUGGUUAAUUUCAGAUGGUGUUACAGUGUAAAAAAAAAAAAAAAAAAAAAAAUCUGGGUCCAUUUGAAAUUCUUUUUCUAUUAUAACCUAGAAAUUUGGAUGUAAAGUUGAAUAUGGGUGGCAAAUAAACGAAUCAGUAGCAGUUCCAGUGAGACUCCCAUCUUUCUAUUCAAUUGUAAAAUGGGUUGUUCUAAUGGGGAUUUCUGGGUUCUAUUUUCUGUUGAACUGCAAAAUGAGUUUCCCCGAUGUAAUUUUGGGUUUUAUUGUGUUUUUGUUUUGCGUAUUAAAAUAAGCAUCUUGAAAAAAA
This is a messenger RNA of Gossypium arboreum, 1568 nucleotides long. RefSeq names its product calcineurin B-like protein 3. Gene Ontology annotation, biological process: calcium-mediated signaling. The record is from RefSeq and is a predicted model, not a curated record. The transcript is spliced from 10 exons. NCBI's taxonomy places the organism in Eukaryota, Viridiplantae, Streptophyta, Magnoliopsida, Malvales, Malvaceae. The coding region runs from base 387 to 1067 and encodes 226 amino acids. Gene Ontology annotation, molecular function: kinase binding; calcium ion binding.